CAAGUAAGAGAGUCCAGUGCUCAGUGUUUUAGCAACAAAGCAAAAAGGUUAGAAAAGAAGGCAUGGCUGUAAAGCUCAACUACUUCGCCUUUCAAUCCUUGGCUCUCCGAUCGGCGAGAGCUCAGGGAUCUCCCAAGGUAUCUAUGGCUUCCACUAUGUACUCCAGCUCUAAUGCUAACCUAGUCCGUCCCAUGAUACCAGCUGAAAAGCUUGAAAUCUUCAAAUCCAUGGACGACUGGGUGAGGAGUAACAUCUUAACUCUCCUAAAACCUGUUGAGAAAUCUUGGCAACCACAAGACUUUUUGCCAAAUCCUGCCUCAGAUGGAUUCAUUGAGCAAGUCAGUGAACUCAGGGAGAGAGCAAAGGACAUUCCCGACGACUACUUUGCCGUCUUAGUCGGCGAUAUGAUCACGGAAGAAGCCCUUCCAACUUACCAAUCACUUUUGAAUGGCACAGAAUUAUUUUACGACGAAACAGGUAGCGAUACUACACCUUGGGCAACAUGGGCAAGGGGAUGGAGCGCAGAAGAAAAUAGGCAUGGUGAUCUUCUCAACAAAUACCUCUUCCUUUCCGGGCGAGUGGACAUGAAACAAAUCGAGAAGACGACACAAUAUCUGAUUGGGUCGGGAAUGGAUUUCGGCCCGGCCAGGACAAGUCCCUGCUAUUUAACUAUCUACACAUCGUUUCAAGAGAGAGCAACAUUUAUCUCCCAUGGUAAUACAGCCAAGCUUGCCAUGAAGCACGGGGACGAAAAGCUUGCCCAAAUAUGCGGCACAAUUGCCGCCGACGAGAAGCGCCACGAAACUGCUUAUACAAAAAUGUCUGGGAAGCUUUUCGAGCUUGAUCCAAAUGAAACAGUGAUGGUCUUUGCGGACAUGAUGAGGAAGAAAAUAUCAAUGCCAGGCCACCUGAUGUACGACGGCCAUGAUGAAAAUCUUUUUGAUCACUUUGCAAAUGUUGCUUCUCGAAUUGGUGUGUACACGGUCAGGGACUAUGGAGACAUAUUGGAACAUUUGGUGGGUAUAUGGGGCGUGGAGAAACUAACUGGACUCUCGAGUGAGGGACGAGAAGCACAGGAUUAUGUAUGUGGAUUAGCUCGAAGACUGAGAAGGGUAGAGGAAAGAGCUCUAACAAUGGCGAUAAAAGCACCCACCGUUUCUUUCAGCUGGAUUUCUGGCAGGGAGGUGUAGCCAAUGCAUAGAGUUGGUCCCUAAACCCUGCAAUAUGUUAGAGAUCGAUGUUAUCAAAGACAAAGCUUUCUUCGUUCAAAAUGUUAAAGGCUUCAAGACAAAGCUUACUACUACUACUAAUACUACUACUAGUACCCAUAUGCAACUUAGGAGAGUUUGCAAUAAAUUAAACCAAAUAUUUGUUAUGAAGUACUGUUUGUUCUUGUUCCUUUGUGAUAGCUUUUCUAGUUGUUGGUUGAAUAUAUAUAUAUAUAAUUCUGUAUUACGUGUAAGGAUCGAUGAUGCUAAACAUAUAUACAUGAAGUACUUCUAUGA
Messenger RNA from Alnus glutinosa, 1505 nucleotides. RefSeq names its product stearoyl-[acyl-carrier-protein] 9-desaturase, chloroplastic-like. The transcript is spliced from 3 exons. Gene Ontology annotation, molecular function: stearoyl-[ACP] desaturase activity; stearoyl-CoA 9-desaturase activity. Gene Ontology annotation, biological process: defense response; fatty acid metabolic process. The record is from RefSeq and is a predicted model, not a curated record. Bases 63 to 1190 code for a protein of 375 amino acids. Gene Ontology annotation, cellular component: chloroplast stroma. Lineage: Eukaryota; Viridiplantae; Streptophyta; Magnoliopsida; Fagales; Betulaceae.